GCCGAGCACCAGAUGAUUUCCCGAAAUCGGAAUAUGUUGUGAAAGUUUUUAAUUACUCUUCAUGGUUUUGUAACUUUUGUUUAUCAGAUCUUUUCUAUGGAAGUAGUUUUAUUUUGUCUGGACAUAGCUGUGGUAAUUGGAUCAGUACCGAACGUUUAGAUCUUUCUUUCAAUUUGACUGUUUGCCGUUAAAUUUGAUUUUCCCUUAUCAGCUCUAUUCCUCGGCCUUGCCAUCAGGAUGAUCAUGUUAUACCAGUGCUCAUCUUCUCCAUUUCCGAUGUAACGGAUCAGAGACACGACUAUUAGGUCUUAUCCCCGCUGUUUCUUUUGUGAGCUACGCGGACAUCAGUACUUCUGGCGACAGAAACACGGUUCUCUCGAAGAUCUGUAAAGUUAAAAAAUGACUGAUAAUCUGAACUGGAUGUAUAAGCGUCCUACCGUGGACACUGAAGCGUAUCUGUUGGGGAAAGCUAUUGAUAAAUCCGUGGAGCAUAUAGAGACCGAUGGAGUGCCUACGAAUGCAGAAGAUAUCGGGAAUAAACCAGGCGCGCUAUUCCUGGAAGCCGCAGCCAGUGCAGCGCUUGAAGCAGAACUUAAAGUGCGUGAAGAUCCUUUGUACGCCAUCAAAAAGAAGGAAGAGGAGCAACGGCGUGCCCUGCUGAACAAUCCAAUCCGAUUAAAAAUGAUGCAGGAAGAACUGGAACGCAAGCAAGCGGCUGCAGAAAAGAAAAAAAGCUCCAAAUUAAAAGACAAGGAUCUUCUGGUCAAAAUGCUGCAGCUGAAAGCCAAACACGGAACGGAUAUAAAAAAUCUUUUGGCGGAUGACAGUGAUGACGAGCGUGAUAAAAAGAGACGGAAAAGGCGGCAUUCUCGCAGUCGGUCUCGUUCUGCAGAUAGGAAGAGUUUCCGUGAUCGCCGCACUUCAGAUUCUCACCGUGCUGAAUCCCCGGUCCGGUCACACCGUUCUCACACUCAUGCCAGCGAUCAGUCCUCCAGGCGCAGUACAUCGUAUCACUCUUCGUCCCAUGCUUCAUCGUCUCAUCACACUUCAUCUCGCCACGAACACAGAAAUCCGCCACCAACAAAAACUUCGCAGUAUACGAAGACCGGUGGUAGCAGGACAUUCGGAAAAAUGGAUCCCGCUGAACUGGAAAGAAAACGACUAGAGAUGAUGUCGGAUGCCAAAGUUCGCGAUGAAGAGCGCGCAAAAAAUGUUGCUGAUUAUCGAAAACAGGAUGCGGAAGAGGAGGCGCGUAACAGAAGUGGCGGCAGUAGAGGGUCAGCGCUAUCCAGUACGGCGGAUAUUGGAACACUGGAAUCAAGAAUACAAAGCACGCGGAACAAGCUGCAAAGGACCCGUGCCGCGUUAGAAAAGGAUUUCACCAAACGCUGAACGUCUUUAUUACGUAUGUAUGUCUACAAAAAUUCAAAUUUUUGAGGUUUAACAGUGAGCACUGAUACUAUGUAAAGAAAAACAGCACAGAUUGGAACCAUCGGGUGUAUCCGUUAUAGAUAAUUUGGCUCAUUUGACUAAUCAGUAAACCACCGAAGUUUUGAGAUUCUGGUGCGCUUUCAAUAAAAUCUAGAUAAGGAGAUUCAUCCAAUGCAAUAGGCUUUGUGAUUGCAAGUUUAUAAGUUGCUACACAAUUCCGGGCUCAUUUUUAGGAACUAAGAACUGCAGAAAUGUAUCGCCGGACAAGGCAGUCCAAAAUAAUCCGUUUGAGCCUCCAUCGGGGAUUUUCACAGUGUGCACAUUAACAUUACCAAACAACUGAAACAAGGCAUUCGGUUCUUUCACGUCAUGGGAGCUUGUUCUCCGAUAUCUCGAUGUUUUGCGCGGAUUAUUUUUCACUGGAGAAGCGUUUUCUUGGAAUUCAGGGAAAACGUUCUGAAUAGAAUUUCCAAAUAAAACCAGAUUUGCGAGCGUAUCAAUUUCGAAAUUAAACUGGAAUAAGUUCAUGUACAAUUCACUGUCAGCAUGAAUCAUGUAGAAUAAUGUCCAAGGUU
Messenger RNA from Paramacrobiotus metropolitanus, 2006 nucleotides. RefSeq names its product pre-mRNA-splicing factor CWC25 homolog. Lineage: Eukaryota; Metazoa; Tardigrada; Eutardigrada; Parachela; Macrobiotidae. The transcript is spliced from 6 exons. Gene Ontology annotation, biological process: mRNA splicing, via spliceosome. Bases 400 to 1392 code for a protein of 330 amino acids. Gene Ontology annotation, cellular component: U2-type spliceosomal complex. The record is from RefSeq and is a predicted model, not a curated record.